GUAACGAUUAAUGGCAAUCGAAUCGUACAGUACAUUUACAUUGCAAAAAAGCAUAAAACAAAGUUUUAAAACAAUUAAAAGCGAGCAAUCCUCGGCGUGUUAUUAAAGAAGCAGCCCAGCGUUCGCCCCGUAACCGCGGCAGAGCGCGCGACCUUGCGAUUUCACGGAGUAGCAGCGCCAAAAAAGAGGGUCGUCGGCAGAGGGGCGCAGAGAGAGAAAAUGUCACGCAAAGCAGCAGAAGCAGCAGCAGUGGAAGUGGAAAAAGAGUGAAGAAACCCCCGAAUCCCAGCCAGUUGAGAUCCUUGCGAGGACGCGAACCCAGCCGGGGCAAGGACAACCGCAUCCCGAUGCUGAUGCGGCACAGCCAAGUGAGUGUGCCGUACGAAACCGAUGGACAGCAGCCAGCGAAAGUAGGAGACAACAACGGAGCCCUGCGUCUGCGGUCCUAAAAAAAAAACAACAACCACAUAGAACACAAACACACGGGCACAAAACACCUGCCGAGCGCAAUGCGAAUGCCGCCGAUCCUGGCCAGGAUUGAACACAAACCGGUGCUUGGAUGUCGUCGGUAAUUGGGUGCGCCAUCCGCCGUUGGGAAACCCCUAGCACUCCGCUGGCACCAUGCAAAGCCUGGACUCCUCAUGCCAAGAAGCCGACUUUAUUAUAAAUGACACGCUCAAGAAGUUAAAGGGCUCCAGCAAUGCGGACCAUGUCCAGGGACUAGCGGUCCACGCCCAUGGAUCGGGCGUCCACCAGACGCAGUUCGUGCAGUACCAGGCCGGGAACUCGCCGCAGCUGCAGCCCCAGCAGUCGUACCAUCAGGUUCACACGGUCCUACCGCAGCAGCAGUUCGCCUCCUCGAGCAGCAAGUCGUAUCUGGAGACGAGCCUGCUGCAGGCCAUACCACAGAUUCCUGCCCAACCGCCCAUCUGCAUCUUCGAUGACGAUGAGUCCCCCACCGAGGGCACUGGCGGCUCGCUGGGCGGCCUGCUCACGGAGCCCACCUCGGCCACGCCCAGCGGCCUGCCCACUGCAAUCGCUCCGUCGCCCUCCUCGUGCUCAUCCUCCACCACAACGCUGUCGAACUUCAACUCGAUCACCUCGCCCUCGCCGGUGGUGCCCGAUCUGCUGCUGUCCACGCCGCCGGGCGUCAACUCCAGUUUGAGCAACAGCUCAACGGGAGCGGCCAGUGUGUCGAGCAAGAAGUCCGAGAAGCGUCCGCCCUCCGCCAACUCGAUAGCCAGCAGUGGCGGUAGCGGGGGAGCACAUCACCUGCACCAUCAUCACCUCCACCAGACGCACAAUCACCAUGUCCUGGCAUCGCCCACGUCGUCGCCCAGCAAGCGACAGAAGUCAAACAGCAGUAGCAAGGAGUGCAGCUCCUCUAGUCGCAGCUCAGCUUUACCCGCCGCCUCAGUCUCCGCAUUGGCCACCACGUCGUCGCAAUCAGCGCGCGCUGGCGCCGGCGCUGCCUCCUCCAACAGCAACAACAAGCCACCUUCCUCCGUCUGCCAGUCGGGCAACAGCAAGUUUGUUAAUCUGCACGAGAAAAUUAAGGACCUGUACCUACAGCUGCUGAGCAACGACCUCAACUACUUUGCCGAAACAGGGCUAAAGCAACGCACUCGUUCGUUUACCCUGGAACGGCUGGUGGAGCGGGAGAAGCUCAACACGAUUGUGGUCAACCUGUAUCCCGGCAACAAGGGAUACUCGCUGGCCCUGCACUAUGAUGAGCACCUGCAAUUGAACCCGCAAACGAACGAAUGGUCCUCCACCGACAAGGACGAGGCCACGACCGAUGCUGCCAGCUUGGGAUCGGGAGUAGGAGCUGCCAGUCAUCGAGGCCGCUCUAAGCCAGCAAGCUUGGAUGACAGCCACUCAAAAUCGGAGGGUGGUCAGGCCAAGCACGACUUCGGUCUGGUGGAGGUUCUGCGAUGGCCCUACGAGAACGAUCUGCUGCUGCAGUGCAUCGACCGGGAGAUGCUGCCGGAGUUUCUAAUGGAUCUGCUCGGAGCCGAGACGGUCAGUUUGUCGGAUGGCGAGGGAACCAAGGUGUACGCCAAGCCGAGCGUCUUCUACGCCGGCUGCGUAAUCGCCCAGAUCCGCGACUUCCGCCAGACAUUUGCCACCUCAACGAAUAUCUGUGAUAUGAAGCACAUCCUGCUCAGGCCGACGAACGCCACCCUCUUCGCGGAAGUGCAGCAAAUGGGCAGCCAGUUGCCGGCGGAGGACAAGCUCGCCCUGGAGAGCCAGCUGGUGUUGGCCACGGCGGAGCCGCUGUGCCUGGAACCGGAUCCCAGUAUAGGGCGGCAGGCCAUCAAUGCCCAGCACCAGCGACAGCUCUUCAACUCGCACGAGCUGCGGCGCCAGAUGAAGAAGUUCACCCAGACGGCCAUCAAUCGGAAGCGCAAGCUCGAUCAGUUCACCCACCAUCACGGCCUGGAAUUGUGCGAUUAUUUGGCUCGCUUGCGCCAGAGACCUCGAACGGGGAGCAGCAGUGGCGGCGGCAAUGCCACACCGGCCACGGCGCCCACCAACAAUCCGCUGGUGGGCGCCAUGCUGUCGUCGUUCACUUCGAAGGUUCCGCGGCGACCGCACGAGGUUAUCCGGCCCAUUCGUCCGCCCACCCUGGAGUAUCCCGCCAAUCUGAAGGUGCCCGAGCACGUGAUCAGCGUGGAGAAGUACGCCAAAGCCUUCGAGCCGCUCAACGAGUUCAGCGAGGCCUGCAAGGACGGCUGCCAGCCGAACUGUCGGCACAACUUCCAGCCGCAGCUCAUCGAGGAGUACGUGCUGGAGACGGAGCGCGAGGCGAGCGAAGGACGGCGGGCGCUGUACCACAUCAAGCUGUCCAUCUUCCAGCGGCCCUCCGAUGCAGAGUACCUUGGCGAGCUGUACGUGGACAGAGACUACAGGGAGGGCGAGCGGAAUGGGGAAUCGUGCCGCUUUGCGCUGGGCACUCGGGUGCAUGCCAAUCGAUACAUUCAGCAGUUCCGCGAGAUCUUCACCGAGGAGGGGCGUAAGGCGGUCAAAAUCACGCAUUUGAUACCCGGGCAUGUGCCGAUCGUUACGCACACGGGAUUGACGAACGAGCAGCGGAUCCUGUUGCAGCAACAGCAGCAGCAGCAACAACAGCAGCAGAGGCAAGCCCAGUUGCAGCAGCAGCAGCAGCAGCAACAACAACAACAGCAGCAACAACAGCAUGUGGUUGUUGUGGGCAAUCCCCAACAACAACAGCAGCAGCCGCAGCAACAACAACAACCCCAGCAGCAGCAGCAACAACAACAACAAGCGACACAGCAGUUAUCCGCCACAGUGCAUCAUGUGGCACUGCCGCGACAGCAAAUCACUCAAAAGACUCUCAAUUUGGCCGGCGGUAAUGUUAUUAAUGUGCAGCAAAACUUUCGGCAGCAGCCAGCUCAACAGCAACAGCAAACCUACACAAUUGAGGCACCGCAGCAGCAGGGCGCAACACAGAUUGUCGCGCAGCAACAACAACAACAACCGCAACAGCAGCACAUUCACCUUCAGCAGUUGUCCACCGGCGGCGGCAGCAAUUCCUCCACGACAACUCACCAAGUUAGCCUCAGCAAUGGCUCCCUGGUCCUUGUGCAACAGCAGCCGCAGCAGCAGCAGUCGCAACAACUGGCCCAGGCGCUGCAACACUCGGGCAUAACCAUCCAGCCGGCCACCAUUCAGCAGCAGCAGGUGAAGGGCACAUCGGUGGUGGGGGCCAACUCCGCACUGCGUGCCCAGCUCAACUCUAAUGUGCCAAUACUGCAAACGCAGCUGAAAGUUCAGCAGCAACAGAUUAUGCAGAAGCAACAGCAACAACCGACAACUGCCACAAGUAACAACAACAACAAUAAUAACAAUAUGAACAACAAUGCGGCAACAAUACAACAUCCGAAUCCUGCAAUAAAUGCCAUAGUCAACAGCAUUAUGAACUCUGCCAAUCAGUACCAACAACAGCAGCAGCAACAACAGCAGCAACAACAACAUCAGCAACAUCAACAGCAAACUGGAAACACAACGACCAACAAUGCUGCAGUGUCCGGUAAUAACAACAACAACGGAAGCAGCAAUAGCGCCACAACACUCAAAAACUCCAGCAACGCAUCAAUUCUGAACCUGCUCAACAGUGCACCAGCGGCCAUGACCAGCACUCCAGUGGCCAGUGGCACAUUUACCUCAUCCACCGGGCAGCAGCAACCGCAGACACUGACGCUUGUGCAGCACCAGCAGCAAUCCAAUCCGGCCACUGCGGAUGCAACAACGGCUACCUAUGUGCAGACCACCCGUGGCACGCCCACGCUGGUGAGUACACAGCGGAAACAGCAGUCCAGCGAGGUGCUGCAGAACUUGUUGAACGCCAAUCGAAAGAUCGGCGGUGCGGGAACCACAACGACAACGUUUCGAACGAACUCAGCGGGCAAUUUGAUAGCCGUGAACCUCAACCAAGCGGGGCAGGCGCACCACCAGCAAACGGGCGACGGAAGUCAGACGGUGAGGGUGUCCAUGUCGGCGCUCGCCUCGCAGUUGGCCUCGCCGCCGGCGGUGAUGACGAACCCCACCACCAGCUACACAGUGAUCUCGUCGGGCAACAAUACUGCGGCUGCUGCCUGGAUUCAGAGUCCAACGGGUCCGGUGCCGCAGCGCAUCCUGAGCUCGCUGCGGAGGGACAGCACCACGGCGCCGCCCAAUGCAAUUGUGGUGGGCAUGGCCGCACCAUCUCCGGGCAGCGAUUCGAACGCCUCGAAUGCCAGUGGCUUUGCGGUGCCCAACAAUCUGGCGUCCACUUCAAGUGGAGGCGGUGGUGGAGGAGCCCUGUCCGCCUUGCUAACCAACGCAGCCACGCCAUCGCCAUCGGGCUCGGAUCACUCGCAGUCGUCGCAGACGCACCAAAACCAAGCACUGCUGGAACGCCUUAGCAAUGUCACCUCCAACGUGUCCGCCGUUUCCAUGCCGCACAUGUCGCCGCAACAGCCGCAGGCGACGCAGCAGUUCAUCACCAAAACCAUUGUACACUCGCCCGCCACCUCGUCGAUACACUCGCCUAUGUCUAGUCCGCAUCCGCAGCCCUCGGCCUCGCCGCAGCAGCAGCAGCAACAACAGCAGCAGCAGCAACAGACCACCGCCACCCUGAACCUGCAGGGCAUCAAUCUGUCGCAGCUGCAGGGCGCCAUGGCUAACUUUGCCAGCCUGCAAAACGUCCAGGUGCAGAUACCCGGCUUCACGCAGCCCAUUUCGCUGCAGUUCUCCGGCAACAGUUUGCAGCAGCAGCAGGCGGGGAGUGCGGCAACGGGCGCGGGAACGGCGCAAGGCCAGCAGCGGAGUGUCCUGGUCUCGGUGCCGGUUUCCAGCCAGCAACAACAACUGCCACACACCAUAACGCUGCAGACGCAGUCGGCGCCGCAUCACCAGCAGCAGCAUCAGCAGGCGCAACAGCAACACGCCCCGCCGACGGGCACCAUCGUUAGCCUGCCCUCCACAGGACCCGGCACCCAGACGGUGGUCAUAACGAACAAUGCCGGAGGGGCGGGAGUUUCGGCGGGAAACAACGCCAGUGGCAAUGCGGGCAGCGGCGGAGGAGCAGGUGCCACAACAGCCAUGCUGACGCUACCCAUUGCUCAAAUAGUCGGUGCCGGUGUACAGAAACUAAAUCCUCAAACAAUACGUACCUCAAGUGUUGGUGGUGGUAUAGGUAUCGCCCAGCAGACGGUCCAGCAGCAGCAGCAACAGCAGACGAUCCAGGCGCAGGCGGGCGGCAACAGCACUGCGGCCAUCCAGCUGCUGGGCACCAUUCAGCCGCGGGCCCGCAACGUCCAGGUGGUGGGCACCAAGCAACUGGCCGCGAGCAGGCAGCUCAUCACCACCCAGCGGCAAAUAGGUGGCUCCACGCUCAAGAUAGCCACCACUCCUGUAAACGCCAAUGUGGUGACCAGCAGCGCCAGCCUGAGCACCACACCCAUUGUGAUGACCGGUCAAAAGCUGCAGCUGAAAACAGUGAAGGCGCCGAUGCAACAGCAGCAACAGCCGCAGCAGCAACAGCAGCUGCAGCAGCAACACCGAAUACUCAACCAGCAAAGCACCGCCACCGUCUCGUCGCAGACACUGCCCAGUCCCAGCCAAGUGCAGGUGCAGGUGCCGCAGCAGCAGCAGCAACAGCUGCAUCAGAUUCAGAUCGCCGGAAGGGCCGCCACCGCCACGGGGGCCAUCAGCCAAAGGACACUGACCGCUUUGGCGGCGGCCAAGCAGCAGCAGCAACAACAGCAACAGGCGGCGGUCAAUCGACGGCGAUCCACAACCGAUGCGACCAAGUAGAGGAUGUGGGUUCUGGGCUCUGGAACUGAGAGGACUGAGAGAUGAAGCAUUAGAGCGAACAAGUAAAAGGCUACGCGUUGUGUAUUGCUUGAUAUUAUAGUUUAUGGUUACCUCCUAACUAUCACUACUACCGUACAUUGUAUACCCAUAUAACUAUAUAUGUUUUGAUGUGUAAUCGUAAGUGUAAAUUGCAUGGGCAACAGCAUGGCGGCUCAUAGAUGUGCAACCUAGUUAGGAGCUGGAGCCUAGUAGUGCUGCAACCAGAAGCAGCCUGCCCCGAGCUCCGCCGACUGCGCUUGUGUUAAUUGUGUACCCUUGGCAAAAACGAAUUAGGUGUAGAGGUCUUAAUAAUAUUUAUCUAGUUGUAUAUACGCAUAUAUAUUAUUAUAUAUAUAUGGAAAUUGUUUCAAUAUGUCCCGCGCCCAAUCGCCAUUUAACUAAACACAAGAACACCUAUCAAUUUGGCUCCCAACUCCAAUUCGUUAAGUCCUAAGACUAGCUCUUUAAGCGUGCUAAUUUUAAGCUGUAAAUCAGGGGGAGUCGACGAUAACAAAGGAAAGCAAUAAUAUGAGGAGGAAAAAUCAACAAAACACGUAAAUUAAUUGUAAAGAAAUUCUUAUUAUUACGAUUACGUUUAGCUACGAGAGCAUGUGAACCGGGUUAGGGGUUCAUUUUAGCAAUUACAAAUAUUCAUAUUGUACUAUUAAUAUUAUUAUUGCUAAUUAUUUAAUCAAUUGCUUAGCUUAAGUUCACAAAAGAAGAGAAACAACAUUUUAGUUUGUAAUGUACAAUUCGUAGCCUCAACCAAUUUAGUACUUCCAAUUGCAAAAACAUUAAAAACGGAAAGCAAAACAAAAUACACAAAAAGUCAAUACUUA
This is a messenger RNA of Drosophila ficusphila, 7199 nucleotides long. RefSeq lists its product as uncharacterized. Gene Ontology annotation, molecular function: transcription coregulator activity. Gene Ontology annotation, biological process: regulation of transcription by RNA polymerase II. Gene Ontology annotation, cellular component: SAGA complex. The record is from RefSeq and is a predicted model, not a curated record. The transcript is spliced from 7 exons. Lineage: Eukaryota; Metazoa; Arthropoda; Insecta; Diptera; Drosophilidae. The coding region runs from base 622 to 6321 and encodes 1899 amino acids.